AUGCAACUACUGGUUGAUAUGGAUGAGAGAUUCUGGAAGAUUGAAGAGUGCAGGAACAAAGAAGUGAAAGCUGAAUGCCUACAAAAAGUGAAAAUAUUGAAAAUCAAAUACCGCUCAUACGUGACUUUUCUCUUCAGCUGCGGUCUCUCAUAUUUUUACGGAAGAUUGAUCGAAAACAGAACAGCAGUGGAAGAUAAUUUGAUCUUCGAGUCUUACCUACCAGAGGGUGUCCCAUUUUGGGUUAUGUUCUUAUGGAUGCAUAUCCCUAGCUACGGCUUAUCGCUGCUAGAUAUUACUAUAGAUUGCACCGUAUUCAGCAUCAUGUCACUUACUGCCAUACAGUUCAAGCUUUUAGCAUACGAGAUGCAAAACAUUUUUGCUGAAGCUACUGAUUAUUUCACCAUAAAGGAUAAUUUCAAGACUCUCUUAAACGACACCUUAUCAACAAUGAUGCUUAUGUACCUUGGAAUGGUUAUAUUGAUUCUGUGCCUAGAGAUGUACUAUAUUAUGACGAUGGAUUCUUUCCAAGAAAUCGCCCGUGCAUUUUUUUAUGCUGCAUUGAUAUUUUUCGAGUUCCUCAUUUGUUAUUGCGUUCCUUCCCAGGACAGAUGGUACGAACACGUGGGUAGCACCGCACCAUACGGUAAAGCAAUGGUGUUACUUCAAGGAAAAAGUCAAAUGAGUGUCAUGCUCACAGCUGGUGGCUUUCUCAACAUGGACCUGCAAACAGGACUAGCGACUUUGAAGACGAUGGUUUCCUACAGCAUGUUUUUGAAAACUAUGGCGGGGCUUGAAGAUGACAUGAAAUAA
Acanthoscelides obtectus is the source of this 810-nucleotide messenger RNA. The record is from the annotation of a GenBank genome assembly. NCBI's taxonomy places the organism in Eukaryota, Metazoa, Arthropoda, Insecta, Coleoptera, Chrysomelidae.